Molecule: messenger RNA, 3775 nt
Organism: Brassica rapa (field mustard)
Lineage: Eukaryota; Viridiplantae; Streptophyta; Magnoliopsida; Brassicales; Brassicaceae
Product: dehydration-responsive element-binding protein 2G
Biological process (GO): response to stress; positive regulation of DNA-templated transcription
Cellular component (GO): nucleus
Molecular function (GO): transcription cis-regulatory region binding; DNA-binding transcription factor activity
Source: RefSeq, a predicted model, not a curated record
CUUAAAGCUCUGUUUAAUUUCUUUUAUAUGUCGACCAAUGUCUUAUUCUUACAGGAUAUAUUGAGGGGAAAAUAUAUAAUUUGGAAACAAGCAAUCAAUGUGGUCCCAAAGCCUAAUAUACACACAUAUAUAUAUAAAUACAUUAAUUUGAAAGUAACAUACAGAUAAAUCUUUCUGAGUUUUUAAGGUUAUUGUUUCCGUGCGAUUUUAUCAGUUCCAAGAAGUAAGGGAGCAGAAGAAAACAAGUGUCGCAUCUUCAACUAUGUAAGAGUGACACUCAUCCCUACACUUACCACGUCUUAGGCUCUAACUAUCUUACACUUGUUCUUUUCUCUCCCGUUAACUUCACACUUCUUCCCCAUGCAUUUUAAGAAGCCGAUGGCCGAUUUGUAGUAAAUUUACAAGGACUCUCUCUUUAUUUAAUAAGAAAAUGAUGAAUAGAGGAUUUUAAUAAGUAGUGGUAGAAUUAUAGGUACUUCGAGCCGAAGCACCUAACGAAUGGUUGAGCCAUGUGUUCUGAGUCGCUUGCCAGACCAUCCUUCGUCUUGACACGUGCGACACAAGUACGACAUAUUCCAUUUUCGCAUUAUAGUAUAUAUUUUGUCCCUGAUUUUUGUUAUUUUUAUCUAAAUUGUUAUACCUAUCCAGAAACAUAACGGGAAAACUGUUUGGAACAAAACCGGUGAAACUUAUCACCAAGUCAAACCAGAAAACGAAAAUCACAGAAUCGUAACCAGUACGGAAAUUUAAAAGUAGAAAUAAAUAUUAAAAGUUCAUAAAAACCCAAAAUACUGUAUUAGUCCGUAGAAAGCAACUGUAACUAUUAAUGGUUUGCUUAUUUUUCUUUCUUUUUAACAUCAGACCAAACAUGUUCAGGACUUCUAGAUUAACUUGUAAUAAAAAAGGUAAAAAUUAACCAAAAAGUAUAUCAAAUAAAACAUAUACAGUAUAGUUAUUUAUUAUAAUACUAUAAGAAUGUAUGUUCUUAUAACUCUAUACUCACAGUAAAUAACUGUUAAUUUAAUACAUUGAAAUUUAACUUAAAUAAGAAUGAUGAGAAAUGCUGGAAGCGACAGCGUCAUUCAGGUAAAUUAUUCUAUAAUAUAGAUAUUUUUGUUGGCCUGGUGAAUUAUACAUUUAUACUACAUUAUCUAUGAUCGAAAUUUAAAUGUCUAUAUUGAAAAAGUCUAAAUUCAUCUGUUGAAAAGGUUUUAAAAUCACGUUUUAAGCAUAUAAAGCUGUUGACAAAAAAAAAAGCAUAUAAGGCUUUCGAAAGAAAACUUGUCUCAUCAUCAAAGCAGUGGUCGGGGUCGCUUUCUUGUAACACAGAGCCAUUUGAAUAAACAAAACGAGAUUCCUUAGUAUACAUAAACACACGUAGACAUUCAUACAAAUGCCACGUAAGAAUACAUAUACUCCUGACGUAUCCAUGAAUACAUAUAAACAUACGCCUCAGGUUUCACUUUAGUAUUUAUAUGUACGUACUCGUUACAAAUUUAGUUAGUCUAGAUCGAAACUGAAAAUAUCCAACUCUCAAAGAACACACCAUGGAAGAGCAACCUCCGGCAAAGAAACGAAACAUGGGAAGGUCUCGAAAAGGUUGUAUGAAAGGUAAAGGCGGUCCUGAGAACGCCACAUGCACUUUCCGUGGAGUUAGGCAACGGACUUGGGGUAAAUGGGUCGCUGAGAUCCGUGAGCCUAACCGUGGCACCCGCCUCUGGCUCGGCACUUUCAAUACCUCAGUCCAAGCCGCCAUGGCUUACGAUGAAGCCGCUAUGAAGCUGUACGGACCCGAGGCUAGACUCAACUUGUUACAACCACCACAAAAACAAAAACAAGAAGUAAAGAGGAACUUGUCCUUUUCUGACCACGGGUCAGGUUCUUGGUCUUAUAAGCUCGAUACGAUUCGUGGGCUGGACCUUGGUCUCGGCCCGUCUAAUGGUUCACGCGGUUCGUGGUCGGGGAGUUUUAGCAUUCCACAAGAAGAUGAUCAUCCUAAUGUUUCUUGGUUGUUACCUAAACGAAGUAGUUCACAAGAUCAAGAAAGCGUUAAUGAUGCGAGUGGCUUAGCGUUUUCGAAUAAGAUGCAACCGAGAAACUUGAUGAUGACUCCGAAGCAUGGAUCAUCGAAUGGAGUUUGGUCUAGGUUUCUUGUGGGACAAGAAAAGAAGACAGAAUAUGACGUGUCAUCAUCGUGUGGCUCGUCAGACAAUAAGGAGAGUAUAUUGGUUCCUAGUGUCAGUGGCGGAGAAGGGAUGCGUAGGCCGGAGGUGGAGGUGGAGGUGGGAACAGGGUAUUUGGAGAUGGACGAUCUUUUGGAGAUUGAUGAUUUGGGUUUGUUGAUUGGCAAAGAUGGAGAUUUCAAGAAUUGGUGUUGUGAUGAGUUUCAACAUCCAUGGAACUGGUUCUCUGAGAGGUUUUAGUUUAUCGUUGUUAUUAUUUAUUAAGUAUCUUUUAAGAUCGAUAUUUAGGAUUGUUAAUUUGUUAUAUACGUCAAGCGUCGUGGGUUCUUUCUCUGCUUGCAUGUACUCGUGUAUAAAUAUGUUUGAUUGCGUGUUUGAGAUUAUACUAAGGAUAUGUGAAAGGAACUCUCUUUUUAUUAUUUCAUUUUACUAGACAACAUCCUCAAAAAAGAAAAAGAAACACAAGUUAAAUACUUCAGUUGUGAGAUCUUGCCUAAUAUAUUCACAGGCAGUUUCUUCUACCAUCACCAAAUGCCAUCUUCAGAGGUUGCUGUGGCUCAUUCUCAUUCUCUUAAUCCUCUGACUGAGUAACCCUUUGCCUCAGGCAUCAUCAUCCAUGGAUUGAUUUAAUAAAUAUUAAAAAUAAAAUAUUAUCUUAAAUUACGAAAUAUAAAGUAAAAAUAUUAAAUUUUAAAUAUACCAAUUUUAAAUAUUAUAUUUAAAUAUAUAUAUAUAUAUAUAUAUAUAUUUAAUAAAAUAUAAUAAAUAAUCAUUAACUAUUUUAAAUUUACAACAAAAUUAAAUAUCUGUUUACUUAAAACUAUUUUACUGUAAUUUAUUAUUAAAAAGAAGAAAUUUGUUUAAAAUAAGAUAUUUUGUUGUUUUGUUAAUGACAAAAUGUGUAUUGAAAAAAAUAUACAAUUUAAAAUACAAGUAUUUUGUUUUUGGAGUUUACAUUAUGAUGUUUUCUUAAAUAGGCUAAGUUUUUUUAAUAAUUAGAAACCUUUAAUAGAUCAAGAUUUUAGACAUAAAUGGCUUUAGAAUUCAAAUCAUAUUAAUUCAUUAAAUUGACUUAAUGAUGAUUAUCUUUUUAAUUAACAUAUUUUUUUUCUGGAUUUUAUCCAUUUUUGUGUGUGCAAAUUAUAAAUUAUUAUAUGUGCACAUAAAAUUUUUGUACAAAAAUACAAUAAUUUUCAAAAAAUUAUAGGUGCAUAUGCACCCUCUUCUCGUAUCCUAGCUUCGUCCCUAAAUAAUAUCAAAUAAAUCCGUAAAGAUUUUUAUAUUCUUGAAAAAAACCUUUAUUAUUAUUGUUCUACUACUAGUUUUGAAUAUGACAUCCACGUUGUAAAAACACAUUCAAUAAUAAUUUUAGAAUUACAGAAUUUUACCACAUUAAUUAUGAUUCUACAGUCCUAAACUCUAAAUAACUUUAACAACAAAAACAUCCCAAAAUCAUUAACUCUAGCUAAUCUAAACUCUAAUUUAAACAUAUAGUGCUUAACUAAAAAAAGGAACUUUCUUAGAUUUUAACUAUCAUAAAAAAUAUUUAAAUAUGUUUUCAAAAUAAAUACAAAAUUAAGAUUGUUGAACCG